AAAAAGUUAUUGGUGGGCUAUGCUUUUUAGGAUAUGACACUAAAGUAAAGAAGGCUAGCCUAAGAACUCACACUUUCUUCUUUACUCUUCUUCCCUACAAUUACGAUCGCCAAAAACCCUAAAUUUCUAAAAACUGCUUUUAUCUCCAAGAAGUUGAAAAAGAUGGAUCUUAGUGGUUGUAGAGAUAUAAUCAGUAGUUUACCAGAAGCCAUUAGUUGCCAUAUCCUAUCCUUCCUUCCCACUAAAGAAGCUGCUUCCACUUCGGUUCUUUCGAAAAAAUGGCGGUAUCUCUUUGCUUUUGUCCCUAAUCUUGAUUUAGAUGAAUCUGUUUAUCUGAAUCCUGAGAAUGAGACGGAAGUUUCUUCAAGUUUUAUGGAUUUUGUGGAUAGAGUGUUGGCAUUGCAAGGCAAUUCUCCAUUACAUAAGUUCUCUCUAAAGAUCGGAGAUGGCGUUGAACCAGACCGUAUCAUUCCUUGGAUAAAUAAUGUGUUGGAACGCGGUGUAUCCGAUCUUGAUCUACACGUGUAUAUGGAAACGGAAUUUGUGUUUCCUUCAGAGAUGUUCUUGAGCAAGACACUGGUUAGGCUGAAGCUAAUGCUAUAUCCUCUCUUGGAAUUUGAAGAUGUUUAUCUCCCGAAGCUUAAGACGCUUUAUAUUGACUCAUGCUAUUUUGAAAAGUAUGGUAUUGGGCUUACCAAGCUUCUUUCUGGUUGUCCCAUACUUGAGGAUUUAGUUCUUGAUGAUAUACCUUGGUGCACUUGGGAUUUUGCCUCGGUGUCUGUCCCAACUCUCAAGAGACUAACGUUUAGCACGCAAGUGCGAGAUGAGUUUCCAAAGAGUGUGUCUAUUGAUACUCCGAAUCUUGUCUACUUGAAGUUUACUGACACUGUUGCAGGCAAGUAUCCGAAAGUGAAUUUCGAUUCGCUUGUUGAAGCUCAUAUCGAUCUUAGAUUGUUACAGGGCCAUCAAGGUUAUGGUGAAAAUGAUAUGGUUGGCAAUGCAACAGAUUUUAUAAUGCGUAUAUGCAAUGUGAAGACUCUCUAUCUAUCUUCCAACACUCUUCAGGUACUUACUUACAGUUGUGAUGCUAUACCAAUAUUCAACAACCUGACUCAUUUAACCAUCGAGAGUAAUCCCGAAGUAGGAUGGCAGUCAUUGCCAGGUUUGCUCAAGAAUUCUCCAAAUCUUGAAACUCUUAUCUUCCAAGGCCUCAUCCACAAAGCCACCGAUAAAUGUGGAGACGUGUGCUUGUGCAAACCUCGUGAGGAGAUUCGCAGUUGCUUAGCAUCAAGUCCGGUGAAGGUUAUAAAGAUACUGAAAUUUGGUGAAAUCAGUGAUGACAUGGAGAAGCAGAGAGAGCAGAUCAAGUAUUUCUUGGAGACAAUGCCGAAUCUUGAGAAGAUGAUUUUGUACUACAAUACAACAAGUGUUGAAGAUGUAACUGAAGUUUCAAGCCGGCUUCAGAGGCUAGUUUCUAAAUUAGCUUCAUCGACGUGCAUUGUCCAACUAAUCUCUGAUAACCUCAGCUUGUCAUCUACUGUAUCGACAAAUGGGCUCCUCUGUUUCUAAAGGGUACCUCUUCGGUUUGAAGAUGAACCUCUUUAUCUCAGAGAUGAUUACCAAAGCUUAGGGAGUACCCUAGCUUGUCGUCACUAAAAUAAUCUUCUCUUGUUUCUGCCUAAUUAUGUUCUAAAGACGUGUUAUUUAGGCUUUGUCCUUAUUGACUUGCAAUGUUAACUUCAGUUUUUUCUUGUUACAGUUGGUCUGUUGUGUAAAAUGAUCUUGUAAGAGUAAUUGGUAGGAGUAAGCAGACAACAAAAGCUGAAACAUCCCUUUUGUGUAAAGAUCUGCAACAAAACCGAAUUAACAUUUUAUCUAAUCAAACAAAUAAAACAAUUAUCG
This is a messenger RNA of Arabidopsis thaliana (thale cress), 1902 nucleotides long. Its product is annotated as F-box/RNI-like superfamily protein. The transcript is spliced from 4 exons. Lineage: Eukaryota; Viridiplantae; Streptophyta; Magnoliopsida; Brassicales; Brassicaceae. The record is from RefSeq and is marked reviewed. The coding region runs from base 163 to 1569 and encodes 468 amino acids.